GACAAAACAACUGAAAUUAUAAGCAUUUUCGUUGUGCACAUAUCGGGGAAGGAUGAUAUCCACAAUCUUGUACGGAAGGUAGCCCAUGCAACUUAUUUGGGAAAAGGUUCCGAUGCACCGUGGUAUUGAAGUUGGUAAACUUGCAUUUUUAUGUCAGUCUUCCUUGGUUUAUAACCCCCCGAAGGCAUUCAAACGCAUAUCAAUCUUUCCACUGCCAAAGCAUAUUCUUUUUCUUGUGACUUUGGCAGCUUCCUAUCCAAGUCUCUGUCUUAGCCAUAGCCCAUAGCAGUACCUUACCCUGAUUAAAUGCAACAGGUUCAUCACAUUUAGAUUUCCAGUUGAACUGGGUGUACUUUACAAGUCUCGUGGAAUAUAGCUGUUUUUCCUAGCGAAGAGUUUUCUAAGCAUGACCAAAAUCGAAACUUGGCUGUUUGAAUUUUUUUUCCAAUCGUUCUGUUUGAUUUUUAUACUAGUUGUAUCUGGGUUUUAACAGUGUGCUGAUGGGAGGAGAGCUCUUGUAAAAUAUGGUAAUCUUUACUUUGUAAUUUAUGUGGUAGUCUAAGCGGGAUGAUAAUCGAGCUCGCGUAGCUUUUACUUCUUUACAUACCCGGGCCCUUUUCAUGUGUAGCUUGGUGUUAAUAUGUACUUCAGUUGAUGUUAAUUCUGAUGGUGUCUUAUGAGAACAGAUUUAGUGCUUGAUUUUCUUGGAUAGGUUGGCACUGACUAGGUUCUCUGUCCUAUUUUCAGGCUCUGCCCAUAUGACAUGGAGGGAAAAAAAGGAGUUGGAAAACAAGAAAGUAGUUUCUCUUGGUGGGAAGCCUCAGAAGAAGCAGAGGUUACCACUAAGUGUAGCACGAGUAAUGAUGAAGAAACAGAAGGAAAGGGAGGAGAAAAUGCAAGAAGAGAAUUUGAUACUUGGACGAUUCGGGGGAAGCAAUGCUAGUAGUUCAAGAAAAGCAGCAGGAAGGCGCAGACCUGAGGAUAGGGUGCUGAAAUCAACUGAAGGUCACUUCAGGAAUGGGGUGCUUGAUGUUAAAGAGUUGUUAAAACCUUCUGCACCUAAGAUCAAUAGAAGAAAACAACAGGGAAAUAAAGUGCAGCGGACCUCCCUUAAUCUGGGGUCUCAGGAUCGAGCCUGGAUUGCUCUUUGA
Molecule: messenger RNA, 1151 nt
Organism: Lycium ferocissimum
Lineage: Eukaryota; Viridiplantae; Streptophyta; Magnoliopsida; Solanales; Solanaceae
Exons: 4
Coding region: 759-1151 (130 amino acids)
Biological process (GO): maturation of SSU-rRNA from tricistronic rRNA transcript (SSU-rRNA, 5.8S rRNA, LSU-rRNA)
Cellular component (GO): nucleolus
Source: RefSeq, a predicted model, not a curated record